AUGGCUAGCCCGCGUCCUUUGUCAGAGUUGAGCCCAAUGGCUCAGCGACGGAAUUCUCCAAGCUGGAAACAGCCCCCGACCAAGUAUACAUUGGGCUCGUCUCCAUUUGAUUCAUCGCCAUUUAAUAAUUCAACCUCAAAACGCCUCUUCUGGCAAGAUCGCGAAUCGCAAUCAUCCUUUGUUUCUUUGAAUUCGGAAAACGCGAAGCCAUAUGACCCAGAAGUGCCCUACUCUCCAACCAAAAGGGCGUCAAUAGAAAAUCUCAAGCGCGCGUCUCGUGUAAAAAAUAGCAGUUUGAUCGCUCGUGAGCAGAAUACAGAAUAUGACCCAUCUCAUAUUUCUGUUCCAGAGCGCCCAUUAGCAACAGGUCGGUCGUUCCACGGCCGAAGCCAGAGUGACGUGCAAUCACCACAUCGAGAGGCACAAGAGUCACCACAAUACAGACCAGUUUCUCCAAGCAAAGACCAGCCUUCACCCCCCAAGUCAAGCUUAUCCAAAGCGACACGAUUCGGACAAAAAUUAUUUGACCCCGAGUCUGAUAUUUGGUCAGAUGUAGACGAUGGACCUUCGCGUUUCUCUGAAAGAAAUCCCAAGAGUGUCACCUUUGACGCGGCCCCCCCUCAGGUCAAUGAGUACGAGAUGACCACCCCUGAUAUCUCGUCUCUUGCAGAAUCACGAGAAGGCAGUUACGAAUUCGACGAGGAUGAAAUUGAUAUAAGUUUCGACCGAGGUUCAUCUUUAGAUCGUGACGACAGCUUCGACGCUUCUCUGGAGGACAUCGAAAAAACCCCAGUUGUUCUGCCUGAAGACUGGCGAUUCAUGAGCCCUGAUUCGGCAAAUGAUGACUUGGUCAGCGAGGAUGGAGAUCCGUUUGUUGAUCACCCUGAGAGCCCCGGUCCUGAAGUCCAGCCCGUGACGAAUCACGAUACAUCCACUCAUGGCUCUCGUAUCGAUUCCCUUGACUCGAAUGGCGAGAAGCGCCCUCUUCCACCACUGCCUAACGCGCGAUCUCAAGAUCAAUCGACUCGUGUGAGCAGUCCUGAUAAAUUGUCUGCAGCAUUCGAGCGGGCUGCUAGUGGACAGCGUGUGCUGCCUUCUCCUCCCGGCCCAGCUUCGUAUUCCAAAACCGACAUUGUGGGAUCAGGGCGACCGUCCAUGAACCUGGAAGACAGGCUACGACUUAUGAUGCUACAAGAGAGAGACGAUAAUGACCAACAAUUAGAGCUGGAACGCCAAAAGGAAAGACGCAUGAGGAGGGCUGGGGCGCGCGAGAGAAGCGCUGGAAGCGAAUAUGAAGAUAGGCGAGCAUCCGAGUCCAUAGCAAGCCAGGUUGAUACUCCACCACAUAUCUCUCGGGAGGAUAUUCUCCGAAACUUGAAGUCUAGGGAAGAUCUCAGCUAUGAUGAGGAGGAAAUUGACGACGUCGAUGGGGACUAUUCCUCUCAAUUUAACUCCAGUCCACCUCCCCACACACAAUACGAUCCAGAUGUUCCCAUUCCUUCUCUGGAAGAUCAUAUGGAAGAGUUCGAUGUUCAGAUCAAGGACGAGCCAUUGAGUGAUGACGAGGGCGAUGUGUACGACAUUCCAGAGUACUUCGGACCUAAUGCACAUGGACUACCUCUUCCUUCAGACGAAGACCGACUUGGAGGCGAUGAAGACGAUGAAAGCAAUUAUUCGCGAAAUUCAAGGGACACCAUCAAACAAGAACGGGAUAUUUCGGCCGAAACCACUGAGACCGACGUCACUACUGUCCAUGUUCCAGAAACAGAAGAUGUCAAGGAGACCAUUGAGCAUGACCAGGUAUCAUCCGAGACUGGAACUGGGUCAUCGAACGGGUUUGAGCAUCUCGACUUUGGUUUGAUAAACAUCCCCGAACCACUUCGACGCCCUCAAACUCCAGAGAUGCAGACCGGUGAAGUGGCUGACGAACCAUCUACCCCUGAUUCCGUGAUUAGACAUCCAGUCGAUGACGGAUCCGGAGACGAGGAAUCUGAAUAUGAAACCACUCCAGAGCCGGUCUCGGAGCUUGUUGCCACCAUCAAAGCCCCUGGUACUGGCUUGAAAACUCGCCCAUCACUAACGCCCGCUGAUGUACAGUCAAUGGCCGCCGUCCGCCGUAAAGUUAGCGUCCAGAGUGCAAUCGUACCAGUCGCCGAAGAAGCCAUUGAGCACACCCAGGAAGACGACACCGAACAGGAAUCACAGGAUGGCGAGCAGGCGAACGACGUCCUACCAACCCUCGCAGUGCCGGAAGUAAGCCAGAGACAAAGCAGUCUUGUCAAAUUGGAUAUCCCCUUUACUGGCUCUGGCGAAGGUCUUGACCUUGGUUUGGAUAAGGAAUUCGACCGAGUUAUUGAAGCCCAAAAGGUUGCGUUUAAUCUAGCCCUUUCCAGAAAAGUCUUCCCAUCCUCAACAACACCCAUCCCACUCGGAAUCCUUAAAGAAUUCCCAUCAGGACCCAUUGGACAUUUGAACCCUUCCCAGUUUGGAACUUCUUUUGCUAACAAAUAUCCACUCAAACAGAGAGGCUACCUCAUGCGUCAAAAUACGAAGGUCAUUAUUGCUUCUAGCAAUUCCAAUGAUGAACCUCAAACUGCUCCUCAGAACGCUGCUGCGAAAAAUGUCGAUACCAAACCAGAGAACACAUCGCCUCGCAAAGCCAGCCAGCCUACUUGGACUGCUGAGCCCUGGAAUGGAAAGAUGCGCCGUCAAAGUUCAAAGGCUCCCGGUGCUAUCAAAAAGAAACCUGUCCCUGGAGUAGUCCCGCCUUUGCCAGGUAUGCCGAGCAAUGUUCAGGAUGUCCAACAAAGCAUCGAGGAGGUAGAGACCGAGCAGCCAGAGGAUGACCAAGAGAGAGGCAGACUGUUUGUCAAAGUCGUCGGGGUUCGAGAUUUAGACUUGCCUUUACCGAAGAGUGAGAAACUUCAAUUCGCGUUGACAUUGGAUAAUGGCUUGCAUUGCGUCACGACAUCAUGGCUCSAGCUCGGAAGGAGCGCUCCAAUUGGCCAGGAAUUCGAGCUCAUCGUUCACAGAGACUUGGAGUUCCAACUGACCUUGCAAAUGAAGACUGACGGCACAUUCUUGAAGCAAAGCCGAGAAUCAGUGGUGUCUGCUACUCCCUCGAAACAGAAGUCUUCGGCUUUCAGUCGUGUCUUCGCAUCUCCAAAGAAGCGCAAAGAAAUGGAGAUGAAGCAGCAAUUGGAGCAACAAGAAAAACAGAGACUGGAAGCAAAGGCCAACGCCGGUCCUUGGGAAAAGCUUCGCUCGAUCAUUGAUCGCGAUGGUAGCUUUGCUCGUGCCUACGUGUCUCUGUCGGAUCAUGAAAAGUAUGCAUAUGGUCGACCUUAUGUAACCCGCGUUCCCUGCUUCAAUGAAUGGGCGGUUGAGGAACCAUCAAGUGUGAAGAGCAAAAAGAGCAGCUCGCUCAAUAUUGUGCAAAAGCGACCUCCCUAUAAGGUUGGUAACUUGGAGCUUCAACUUCUCUUCGUUCCUAUACCAAAAGGUGCCAAGGAAGAAGACAUGCCAAAAAGUAUGAACGCCUGCAUACGUGAAAUGCGCGAGGCAGAAAAUGCUGCCUCUCGCAUGUGGGAAGGCUACCUUUCCCAACAAGGAGGCGAUUGUCCUUACUGGAGAAGACGAUUUUUCCGGUUGCAGGGAUCAAAAUUGACUGCCUAUCACGAAGUGACUCGGCAACCGCGUGCCACAAUCAACCUGGCCAAGGCUGCUAAACUAAUUGAUGACAAGUCGGCUUUGACUCAGAAGGAAACCACAACUCGAGGAGGCGGAAGACGCAAGUCGGCGUUCUCGGAAGAAGAGGAGGGAUAUAUGUUUGUGGAGGAGGGAUUCCGCAUCCGGUUUGCCAAUGGGGAGGUGAUCGACUUCUAUGCUGAUAGCCGCGCCGAGAAGGAAGGAUGGAUGACAGUGCUGUCGGACACUGUUGGUAAAGGUUAUGCUGCGGGCACUGGUCAAGUGAAGGCCUGGACAGAGCUGGUCCUCAAGCAUGAAAAGGCAUUGAACGCUAAACGCGAAGCACUUGAUCGUUUAAUGGGUCCCAACGGACAAUCCCCGCACCAGAAAGCACCGGCUUCUCAACCAACAAAGCCUCGACACCAACACAAUCUGUCCCAGCCUGAAGUUCGCUCUCCUGAAGCACGACGGGAAAAGACUCGAUCUCUCAUGUUUUAA
Talaromyces amestolkiae is the source of this 4185-nucleotide messenger RNA. RefSeq lists its product as uncharacterized. The transcript is spliced from 4 exons. The record is from RefSeq and is a predicted model, not a curated record. The coding region runs from base 1 to 4185 and encodes 1394 amino acids. NCBI's taxonomy places the organism in Eukaryota, Fungi, Ascomycota, Eurotiomycetes, Eurotiales, Trichocomaceae. Gene Ontology annotation, molecular function: GTP binding.